Molecule: messenger RNA, 2397 nt
Organism: Penicillium odoratum
Lineage: Eukaryota; Fungi; Ascomycota; Eurotiomycetes; Eurotiales; Aspergillaceae
Product: pseudouridine-5'-phosphate glycosidase/carbohydrate kinase family protein
Exons: 7
Coding region: 1-2397 (798 amino acids)
Molecular function (GO): pseudouridylate synthase activity
Source: RefSeq, a predicted model, not a curated record
AUGUUUACUUCAAGAGCUUCUGUUUUGUCAAGAUGCUGCAGAGGGCCGAGGUUACCUCGAACUCGCUAUUUUCAUGACCUACAUAGCUCCCCUCAGAGCAAAUUCUUGAAGGUAUCAGAAGAGGUCCGUGAUGCGGUUGCAACGGGCAAGCCCGUUGUCGCGCUAGAGACGACCAUUUACACUCAUGGCUUUCCAUAUCCUGACAACAUUGCUUUGGCAUCUCUUUUGGAGUCCGUCGUUCGUGCCAACGGCGGUGUCCCUGCGACUAUAGGUGUGCUCGGGGGUGUUGCCCGUGUUGGUAUGAGUGCAGAGGAGAUCAUGGAACUCGCCUCGACAGCUGAGAAGAAGACUGCACUGAAAGUCUCUAGGCGGGACCUGGGCUACAUCUGUGGCAUGGGUCUUGCUGGAAAACCUAUUCACGGUGGCACUACUAUCUCUGGCACUAUGAUCCUCUCGCAACUUGCUGGUAUCAAAAUCUUUGGAACAGGCGGACUAGGUGGCGUUCACCGUGGAGGUGAAUAUUCCAUGGACAUUUCUGCCGAUCUGACAGAGCUGGGAAGGACCCCAGUGACGGUGAUCAGUUCCGGGUGCAAGAGCUUUUUGGAUAUCCCCCGUACACUCGAGUACCUUGAGACUGAGGGUGUCUGUGUGGGCACCUUUGCCGAUGGACGUGAGGGCUCCGUUGAUUUCCCGGCUUUCUUCACCCGAGACAGCGGAUUCCGCAGUCCACGAGUGAUUCAGAAUGAAGCCGAAGCUGCUGCGAUCGUUUACGCACAAUCCAAGCUUCCUGUCACCUCUGGAAUUCACUUCGCUAAUCCUGUGCCCCUGGAGGCUUCUGUCCCCAAGGCCGAAAUGGAUGCAGUAAUUGAAGAGGCGGUUCGCCUUGCAGAUGUAGAAGGCUACCAUGGCAGUGAUAACACUCCGUUUGUUCUCGCUAAAAUUAAGGAGCUGAGCGGCGGAAAGAGUGUGGUUGCUAACCGUGCUCUUAUCGAGUCCAAUGUCAAACGUGCGACUCGCGUUGCUGUGGAACUAGCUAAACUCGAGGAACUUGACCGAGGAAGUGCAGCUCAACACAUGCCUUCAUUCCCGAGUAUUCCUCGGUCAGAUCAAACUGCUCCGACGCAGCCUGAGCCUGAGCCCGUUUCAAACAUUCCCCAAGUGGUCGCUUCUGAGACAGAAAAUGCAGAUGUAGUUGUUGCCGGCUCCCUUGCCAUCGAUCUGUCCUGCGACUACACUCCAUUUGGCAACGAGAGCGUGCAGGUGGCACCUGUACCACACACUUCCAAUCCCGCUGUUAUCGGGCAGAGCCUCGGAGGCGUCGGCCAUAAUGUCGCGCUUGCAGCCAGCUAUGUCGGUAGCGAUGUCCUCUUCUGCAGUGUUGUAGCAGACGACCUAAGUGGACGAGCAGCACUCGCAUCACUCGAAACGGAAGGUCUCAGCACCGCGGGCAUCCAAGUCCUUCCACCAACAUCCGGUACUCGCACAGCUCAGUACAUCGCCAUCAAUGACGCCAAGAAGGAUCUCCUCGUCGCAAUGGCCGACAUGGGAAUCGUUGAAUUACCGGAGAAACAACUCGAUUUCGACGGCUUCUGGGAACCUUUACUCGAAAAAGCCAAACCGAAAUGGCUUGUUGUCGACGCCAAUUGGCGGCCCGAGGUGCUAGCGAAAUGGACCACCCUUGCCAAGAAGCAUGGUGCUCGUGUUGCGUUCGAACCUGUGUCCACUGCUAAAUCCCGUCGUCUAUUCACUCAAAAUGGCGACAGCGCGGUUAUCGGGCCCACGCAAACCGUCCCCAAUCACGCUGUCAGCCUCGCCUGUCCUAACCGUCUCGAACUAGGUGCUAUGUACGCAGCUGCCCGUGAAGCUCUGCUUUUCGAUUCCCCGGGUUGGUGGGCUGUCAUCGACGCCAUGGGCAUGUCACAGGGCGGCUCACGACAACGUCUGGUCUACCUCACGUCUGCCGCUCUGGUGGAUGAAGGUAUUCCACAGCAAUCCAUUCAGCUCCUUCCAUUCAUUCCCUGCAUCGUGACGAAGCUGGGUGAGGCUGGUGCUCUUUUGACACAGCUUUUACCUCCUGGUGAUUCCCGUCUAACGGACCCCGCUUACGCACCGUAUAUCAUUGCGCGCGCGUCUCCGUCUCCGGAUGUAUCAUUUGGUGGAGUCUAUAUGCGUCUAUUCCCGCCAGCUGCUAAGUUGUCUCCUGAAGACAUUGUUAGCGUUAAUGGUGCCGGUGAUACCCUGUUAGGUGUUGUAGUGGCUGGUUUGGCAAAGAUUGAUUCCCCAAUGCGUAUUGAGGAUGUCCUUGCGUUGGCACAGGAGGCUAGUCGGAGAACCCUCGCUAAUGCCGGUGGUGUUAGUAAAGAGCUAAUGAGCUUGCGAGGCUCACUUGGACUAUGA